Messenger RNA from Sipha flava (yellow sugarcane aphid), 900 nucleotides. It is a transcript of the gene Vps28, whose product is annotated as vacuolar protein sorting-associated protein 28 homolog. Gene Ontology annotation, molecular function: protein-containing complex binding. Lineage: Eukaryota; Metazoa; Arthropoda; Insecta; Hemiptera; Aphididae. The record is from RefSeq and is a predicted model, not a curated record. The coding region runs from base 184 to 831 and encodes 215 amino acids. Gene Ontology annotation, biological process: protein transport to vacuole involved in ubiquitin-dependent protein catabolic process via the multivesicular body sorting pathway. The transcript is spliced from 2 exons. Gene Ontology annotation, cellular component: ESCRT I complex.
AUAAUUUAAUAUUUAUCAAUAAUAAAUAUUUUAUCCUCUGAUCGCUUCUCGUUAAUCAUUAAUUAAUUACUCAUUAUACUACGCACAAGUUACGGUGACGUUUUUUCUCCAACAUUUUGUUUAUCUAAUCCUACUGUGCUUUUUAAUUGAUUAAAAAUCGAUAAUAAUUUUAGUAAAUUAAAAAUGUUGGAUUCACAUGAUGCCAAUCGACCCGAGUUGCUCGAAGAAGUACGAUUGUUUCGUAAUGCUCGUGAACGUGAAAAGUAUGAUAACAUGGCUGACUUCUAUGCACUGGUAAACACAUUGCAGCACUUAGAAAAGGCAUACAUACGUGAUUGUGUCACUCCUAAAGAAUACACAGCAGCGUGUUCUAAGCUGCUUGUCCAGUGCAAAGCUUCUUUUAAACAAAUUCAAGGUGAUGAUUUUCCAUCGGUUGAGUCAUUUGUUAAAAAGUAUAAAUUAGAUUGUCCAGCAGCUUUAGAGCGUAUUAAGGAAGAUCGUCCAAUCACUAUUAAAGAUGACAAAGGCAAUACUAGUAAAUGUAUUGCAGACAUUGUGUCCAUGUUUAUAACAAUAAUGGACAAGCUUAGGUUGGAUAUUAAAGCAAUGGAUGAACUUCAACCUGACCUUCGUGAUUUAAUGGAUACCAUGAACAGACUUAGUAUUUUACCAGCUGAUUUUGAAGGCAAACAAAAAGUAUCUGAUUGGCUAACUUCUCUAUCAUCUAUGAAUGCAUCUGAUGAAUUAAAUGAAAGUCAAGUGAGACAAUUGAUUUUUGAUCUUGAAUCAUCUUACAAUGCAUUCAACAAAGUGCUCCAUCAGUCAAUUUAGUCUAGUUUGUAACCAUAAAUAUAAUCAAAUAUAAAUAAAUCAUAAUAAUUGAAUAAUCAUAUAUAAGAA